UGUUUCAUUUUUCCCACUUUUGGGGCUCAAAUUCAAUUCUGGCUAAAGUAUUUGGGUAAUUUUCUAAUUUUAUAUGUACCGUCGUCACUGAGUUCGAACUCGAGAAAGAUUUGUAAUUGUAGCACGGUGAUAGAUAGCCGCAACGCUGUGUGCGUUUCCCCUCCACUUAAAAUUGUUACCACUCAAUAAACACUUCAACUUUCUAGUGGUAAAAUGGCGAGAAUGGCUUGCUCUCAUCUUCUUCCUUCAAUGGCUACCCCGCUCAAGUCUUCUUUCCUCAAUGGCUCUUCUCAUCAGUGGUUACGACUCUCAGAAUCUAUGCAUCCUGUGGUACUCAUCAAAAGGCGCUUCUCCGUCGCUAAGAUAAGCAUGAGUUUACGUGCCGGCAUCGUUGGCCUUCCUAAUGUUGGGAAGUCUACGCUGUUCAACGCCGUUGUUGAGAAUGGAAAGGCUCAGGCUGCCAAUUUUCCUUUUUGCACAAUAGAGCCAAAUGUCGGGAUAGUUGCUGUCCCUGAUACACGUCUCAAUGUUCUUUCUGAUAUAAGCAAAUCCAAACGAGCAGUCCCGGCUUCGAUAGAGUUUGUCGAUAUUGCUGGGCUUGUAAAGGGAGCCAGUCAAGGGGAGGGCUUGGGGAAUAAGUUCUUGUCACAUAUUCGUGAAGUGGAUUCCAUACUUCAGGUAGUACGUUGUUUUGAGGACAAUGACAUUGUUCAUGUGAACGGGAAGGUUGAGCCAAAAGCUGAUAUUGAUGUAAUCAACUUGGAAUUAAUAUUCUCAGACUUGGAUCAGAUUGAGAAAAGAAUGGAGAAACUCAAAAAAGGCAGAACCAAAGAUUCACAAGCUAAAGUAAAGGAGGAAGCAGAAAAGUCUGCCUUGGAGAAAAUACAACAAGCACUACUGGAUGGAAAACCAGCACGAUCAGUAUCUUUGUCGGAAUUUGAAAAGGAGGCUAUAAAACAGCUUUGUCUUCUAACAAUGAAGCCUGUCAUAUUUGUGGCAAAUGUAGCGGAAUCAGAGGUAGCUGAGCCUGAAAAUAAUCCUCAUGUCAAGGAAGUAAUAAAAAAAGCUUCCGAGUUAAAUUCUGGUGUGGUGACUAUUUCAGCGCAGGUUGAGUCUGAGCUAUCUGAACUUCCUUUAGAAGAAAGAAUGGAAUAUUUGAAAUCUCUUGGUGUCAAUGAAAGUGGCCUUGGAAAUCUUAUCAGAGAAACUUAUGGUCUCCUAGGGUUGCGGACAUACUUCACUUCUGGCGAGAAGGAAACCAAAGCAUGGACCAUCCUCACAGGAAUGACUGCUCCCCAAGCAGCUGGGGUUAUUCACUCCGACUUUGAAAAGGGCUUCAUCAGGGCAGAGACGGUUACUUAUGAUGACUUUGUUUCUGCUGGUUCAUUUGCAGCUGCAAGGGAGAAAGGACUUUUGAGGUUAGAAGGGAAAGAUUACGUUGUGCAAGAAGGGGAUAUAAUGCUGUUUCGGUUCAAUGUCUAAUUGAAACACAACUGGUGAAGGAGAUGUCACAAAUUUUUAUGAUGCCCAUUGUUGUUCUGAACCAUUCAGAUUUCAGAGACAACAAAUUUUGCUACGAGAGCUUUUUUUCGUGAAGCCUAUAUUUUAUGAGCUAACCAGAUUUGUGAAUUUUAAGGCACUGCAACUGGUGCUGAUGAGAUAUAUUUAUGGUUUUCACUCAGCUGCUACAAAUCUCAAUUUUGGCUCGUCAUGUAACAUUCAAUGUCCAUAGGUCUUUUGACUUCAUGUAUUAUUGUUGUAAUUCUUUCACCCUUACUACCUCCCCCAUACGCCUUAGAUGGGCACUGCAUAUGAUUUAGAAAUAAAUGGAAAGAAGAAGAUUCGAAGUAGAAUUUUUUGACUGUUUGAUGGUUAUGAAUUGUCCCGACAGUCGGUAUUCAUAUAAUUCUAUAGCUUGAAAGCUUAGCUGCAUGGUUGAUGGAGAUACUUGGAACUUCUUUUUGCUCAUUUGUCUUCUUGAUUUAAUUCGUGAGAGUAUUAAAUAAAUGGAUUUUGGUAGCUUGACCAAACAGGGAUAAAUAUAGAUGACGUCCUUGCUUUGACUUGCUGCUUUCACAGUUA
Solanum dulcamara is the source of this 2082-nucleotide messenger RNA. RefSeq lists its product as uncharacterized. Gene Ontology annotation, molecular function: ATP hydrolysis activity; GTP binding; ATP binding. The coding region runs from base 214 to 1482 and encodes 422 amino acids. The record is from RefSeq and is a predicted model, not a curated record. The transcript has 11 exons. Gene Ontology annotation, cellular component: cytoplasm. Lineage: Eukaryota; Viridiplantae; Streptophyta; Magnoliopsida; Solanales; Solanaceae.